AUGAGUAAAAAAUUCAAGUCGCAGGCCUCGAGCAGUCGUGCGGCUGCCGGUGGCUUCGGCGCUUUCGGUGGUUCAUUUGGGGGAUUUUCAUCAAUAUCGUCUUCGCAUUCCCAUGCACCGUCUUCCCUGUCGUAUGUUGCAGAGCCUCCGGAUCUGUCCAAGAUCUCAGAGCCGCAGCUGGUCGUUGCGUUCAAGAAUCUCUUGAAGAAAGAUGAUAUUACAAAAACAAAGGCAUUGGAAGAUAUCAGAGACUAUAUCUUGAAACUCGAAGAUCGUAGUGAUAGUCUGGAAGAUGGUGUGCUGGAAGCUUGGACAAGGGUCUAUCCACGUACUUCGAUAGAGAAUUCUCGGAGGGUGCGACAGCUUACACACACCAUCCAAGGCCUCCUUGCAUCUUUGGCGGGGAAACGAAUUGUUCGUCACCUGUCCAAGGUGGUUGGUGCUUGGCUUGCCGGCCUCUACGACAAUGACCGGCCAGUUUCUCGAUCUGUUGUAGAAUCUCUCACGCGGGUUUUUGCAACUGAAGAGAAACGAAGCAACCUGUGGAAGGUUUACCAAGGCCCAAUUCUGGAGUUUGUGGACGAUGUUAUUCUCCACCAGACGGCUUUAACUCUGAGUGAUGAAAGGGUAGUCAAGCCUGACGACGCCGAGGCCAAGUUCGCACGAGUUUCAGCCACAGCAAUUCUGCUAUUCAAUCGGAUUCUCAGCACCGCGUCGCCGCAAGAAUUAGAUAAAGACUCGCCAUUGAUCCAUACUCUACUUAGCAGCAAGUCUCUUUGGGCGUUCGCGCACCAUGAGGAUCCUUUUGUGCGUCGCGCUAUCUAUAACCUUCUUCGAUCCUCUCUAGCGAAGGGUUUCGACGCAAUAGACUGGAAGAUCAUAAGCGGUGCGUUUAUCGGAAAGUCUCUGUCGACACCUCAACUCGGAUCCGCGUCAGAAUUUUCCGAAACGCUUCUACAGUUGACGCAGGCUAGACCGCAAAUAUGGACGACAGAUUAUGCUGGGAAGUCGCCUGCAGUAAAGCGUCUCAAUCAAUAUAUUCAAAGAGGAUCCCAAGGGGCUGCAGAAUCGUAUUGGCCAAAUCUUGUGCAAUUAUUACAGGCAGUUCCGUUGGAGGUUCUUGCUAAAUUUGGCACAAAAGGAGAUGAAGAAGUACAGUUUGGUUAUUCACAAGCAUCGUCUCUUAUGGACGCCUUUCUGGACGGGCUAUCUUCGCGAGACGAACCUCGACACAACCUAAAAACAGGUUGGAGAUCAUACAUCGACACAGGGAUAUGGCUUGCGACCCUUUUAGAUGAAGGUGACAAGGUGAAAUUUGUUCAAGGACAGAUCACGCCAAUAUUUGAACAGUAUAUCAGUGGGACGCAGGGCGAAUCCCGGUGGACGCUCCCACCCCAAUCAGCUGAAGAGAUAUGCGCGGGUGGUUUUGUUAGACUGGCUGAACAUGGCCACGAAGUCACAUUGAGGUCGCUGUGGACUCAUGUUACUGAGGAUCUGCUGAAAGCAGUCAAGAUCUCCUCACCUGAGCAAUCAAAGGACUUCAAGCCAUCGCAGGACGCAGUGUGUGCGAAGGCAAACCGCUUCUUCAGCCUAGAAGCCGCUGUCCUUGCUCUGGCCUCUCAGUCAACAACUGGGUCUCGCAUAUUGAGUACUUUUCAAGAAGCAAGUCUGCCGUUGUUGGAGGGCUCCCUUCAAUCAUUACAUACGCGAAAUGGCAAACCUUAUGGCGCAGCAGCCAUGAUUGAAGAAGCUAUUCGCAACGUUCCAGAAAUCGUGAAGAGCUCACAGCCUUUAGUCAGUUCUCUUAAGGAAAAAAUCCCGGCCCUUUUAUUUACUCCCUCUGCUGAUAGGAUUAUGUCUAUUAUUCUGCUAUGUCGGAGGUGGGAUGGCUUCGAUUCGGUGUUCCAGGAGUCUUUAGAGCGGAUGACUGAAACAGAACUGGACGAGUCGAAUAUGCCGGCUCUUCAAAAAUUGCUCUCCAUGAUUGACUUGAAGGAAAUACAAGACCGCCCCCGUCUCGAUUCCAUCGUGAUGCGAAGUCUGGACAAAGCUCUCAGGGGAAAGAGAAACGAGUGGCCCCUGUUGUAUGCAGUGGUCGAAAACAACACAUUGCCUGACUCACUAUUGGAUCGCAUCGUCCUAUCCAUAGUGGAUGCCUUGUCUUCAGAAGAUAAUGUGACAGAAGCCCUAUUUGGCCUUUCGCAGAUCGCAACCCGGAGUCCGGCUACACUCCGACGCUUCAGGAAAGAAGUUCACGGCUCGAAGUUGCUAGCCAGGCUUCUUUAUCUCACGGAGUCACCGGAUGAUGAAAUUGCUCAAGGCGCAGAAGCUUUAGAAAAGAAACUCAAAGAUACAGUGUCUGGCGAUGUCGGCGCUGAAUCGAACAUAGAUAUUCUCAAACAUAGUUUCCGCGAAGUCGGCCCAGAAUCACUCUCGGUCGAUUCCUUGGUCAAUAUUGCAGAAGAAUUGUUCCGAACUGCCAAACCAGAAGAACAGCAUGAGUUAGCGAAAAAUAUCCUACCAAGUCGGCAAUCAUGGAAAGAUUCUUUGGAACCGUUCUUAGGCCUGCCUCCACGACCCUCGACCGCUAUCACCAGCCCUCUUGGUGGGAUCGUCUACCUCAUUGACCAUAACCUGUCCGAUUCUUUUUGGCAGAAACUAGAAGGUGUAUCACGAGAUUCUGACCGUUGUUCAUCUGCUUUCCGACUGGCGUCUUAUGUGGCAAAGGUUCUUUCUCUUCCCAAUGUGAUGGAGUCACUAGGCGCGGAAGAGAGAGAGACCUUGUUCUACUACUUCCCUCUGGCAAUCCAGUUGAUUGAUGACGAUCUUAGCAUCGAAGGGUGUACCGGCAUAACCGGUUUGGAGGACUCAGAAGACCGGGAGGAAUACAUGGAGAUCGUCAAUCGAGGCCGUUCUAUCAUCAGUAGUUGGAUCCACUCUGACGCACGUCUCAACUCUGAAGAUAGAAACUCUAUCUCAGAAGCAUUGUUUAAUUUCUGGGAACGUAGCCUCGAAUCCCUGGAGGAUACGUCUCCCGAGAGUUAUAGAGUUGGAGAAGCCUUUGCGAAGAUCAUGUCAGAGGCUGAGACGCGCAAGUCAACCAAGUCUAUGGAUUCGUGGGUGGAACUGUUGAAGGAAAUAAGAAAAAUCAAUGUUGUUCGCGCCGCGGCUACACUCCUCGUUUGGAGGCAUUCGAUCAUGUCCAAUCCUGCUGGGACAAGGCUCUGCAAUGAAUUGGUUGCCGAUGUUACAGGAAUCAACCCACAGAAAGAUCCCAUUGAAGGGUUGCAAAAAUUGUCUCUCCUUAAUAUCCUGAUUCAAGGAGAGGAAAAUGUCGUGGAGUCUAUUCCCACUCAGCGACUAGUUUUCCUUGUGAAGCACCUUAUCCAGUGCUUGCAGUCAGGUGUUGAAUCCAUAAACAUCAAAGCAGAGACCUUCAAAGUCCUGACAGUUGUCCUUCGGCUUCUGAGCGAAAUUUAUGGUUCACAUUGGGCUGAUACGAUUGAGAUCUUGAACACCACCUGGAAAGAGACGAGCGGCGGCGAUGAAGCUCUGCCUGCACUGCACGGAUCCUUCAGGCUCUUUGCGUCCUUAAAGUCUAUGGCAAACGGUGAAGGAAACGAUGACCUGGAGGAUGCAUGGGCAGAGUCCAAAGCUGAACUGAUUAAGAACCUUGUUUCAACCCUUCAUAAGCUAGGUAUGUUAACAGCCCCCCUCAAGGUAUGGAGGUGGAGUGGAAGACUAACGGUUUCUAUUGCAGAUUUUUCAAGUUCCUUCCAUCAACCUCGGGACAUGACGGUAGAUCUACUACGUCGUCAACUAAGUACGGUUCCCGUUGACAGCCUGCCAGGAGUCAGUGAUCUAUUUCCACUCCUGGCGGCCAAGAGCCGUGGAAUCCAGCGAGCCGCGUACGAGGUUCUCCAUCGAUUUAUUCCACCGGCCCAACAACAAGUAUCUUUUGAUGUGGCAUUGUCUAAAACCACCGUGAACCUUCCUGAUGAGCUGCUGUCUUUGUUACUGGAAGCUCCGACAAUGGAGUCACUAAUCGCGUCAUCUGGUGACGAUAAAGUGUGGAUUGGCGUGCGAUCCUAUCUCUUGAGCUGGAAGAUAGUGUUUGAUCACUUUCCGAACGCUUCGCUACCGGUCCAAGAAAGCUACUUGUCGAAUAUCAAGGAACAUGGUUCAUUAAAUCCUCUUCUUGACUUCAUUUUCGACUUUCUGCAAAAAUCCCAUGGGAAACUCUUGGAUGCGUCCAAAUUCAACAUUCGCUCAUUUGAACCCGACGAAUCCGAAUCAGCCGAGAAGGAGACCCAGUGGCUUCUUGUGCAUCUGUACUUCCUGUCUUUGAAAUAUCUCGCCAACCUCACCAAGACUUGGUGGAUCGACAGUAAAAAGCGCAUCAAGGGACCUGUGGAAUCAUGGACGGAGAAAUAUAUAUCACCUCUGGUUAUCGAAGAUGCCUUGACGAGUGUAUCUGAGUGGAUCACGACGCAAGACCCCGACGAAGAGCGUCAGCUCUCAGUCAAAGUCUCCGUCAAGGCGGCCGAACUGGUUGCCAGCAUCCCCGUCGACGAGGAAUCUCCUCCGGUAGCGAUGGCCGUCAACCUUCCACCAGCAUAUCCGCUGCAGCCUGCUCUGGUUACCGGCCGGAGUCGGGUUCUCGUAGACGAGAAAAAGUGGCGGAGCUGGAUGUUGACUAUCCAAGGAGUGAUAAUGUUCUCGAACGGCAACCUGGUGGAUGGUCUGCUGGCGUUCAGGAAGAACGUGCAAGGCGCGCUGAAGGGACAGAGCGAAUGCGCCAUCUGUUAUUCGGUCAUCUCGACCGACAUGCAGACCCCGAACAAAAGAUGCGCGACUUGCAAGAACACCUUCCAUUCCGUCUGUCUGUUCCGGUGGUUUAAGAGCAGCAACCAGAGCACAUGUCCUCUGUGUAGGAAUAACUUCGUGUAUGUUUAG
Molecule: messenger RNA, 4956 nt
Organism: Rasamsonia emersonii CBS 393.64
Lineage: Eukaryota; Fungi; Ascomycota; Eurotiomycetes; Eurotiales; Trichocomaceae
Product: RING zinc finger protein
Exons: 7
Coding region: 1-4956 (1651 amino acids)
Biological process (GO): ribosome-associated ubiquitin-dependent protein catabolic process; rescue of stalled cytosolic ribosome
Cellular component (GO): RQC complex; cytosol
Molecular function (GO): zinc ion binding; ubiquitin protein ligase activity; ribosomal large subunit binding
Source: RefSeq, a predicted model, not a curated record